This is a messenger RNA of Emericellopsis atlantica, 1235 nucleotides long. RefSeq lists its product as uncharacterized. The transcript is spliced from 2 exons. The record is from RefSeq and is a predicted model, not a curated record. The coding region runs from base 417 to 1235 and encodes 272 amino acids. NCBI's taxonomy places the organism in Eukaryota, Fungi, Ascomycota, Sordariomycetes, Hypocreales, Bionectriaceae.
AUUUGACGUGUUCUACUCCUAGAGCCACUGUCUGAAGCAAGGGUCUACUCGCGGUGUAGGAUAGCGUUUUCACCUUCACCAUAGUAUGCCAUCCGUCCGUCUGGUAUCAUCCAUCCACGACAGCCUUCAAGUACUCGAGCAUCUAGUCCAUCAUGUGAAGCAGCUCGAGAUAGCAUCCAUCUCGACCUUGGUCGUCACAGAAGUUAGAACACCACAGUCCCACAGCCGCCAACGACACCAUCCCUGCCGCCCACGGCAUCUCCAUUUUUACCCGGCUGCCCGCAUGAUGCACUCCUUCAGGGGAACCAACCAGCCAGGCCCCAGGGGUUCGUGGCUCGUCCGUCAACCAAUUUCCUCCUCUGACACCAUCCUCCAAGUCCAGUCGACCACGCAGAUCCCUCGCACCGCCGAUCACCAUGCUCUCCAGCCUCGGGACCAAAGUCGCCCUCAAAAAGGUCGGCCUCCCCUCCUCGACCUUUGACCUCUCCACAUGGUCUGCGCCGGCGACUGGCACGGCGCGUCGCGAACCAAACAAGCUGCGCAAGAGGCAGCCCACGCCCGAGGAGGAAGCGGAGAAUGGCUGGGCGUCCUGGAUGGGCUCGUGGAACGUGCAGAGUCUACCGCUGACCAUCAGUCCGUGGUUCGCGCCGCCCCCGCCACCAGUCCACGUCGCGCGCGUGCCCAAUGUCGGCGACAAGGCGCCCGUGGACAGUCAUGCGCGGCUGAAGCUCGGUGGGAAGAGGACGCUGGUCGUCUUCUUGCGCUGCGUGGGCUGUGCCUUCGCGCAAAAGACAUUUCUCGCCCUCCGAUCCAUCGCGAACCGCCACGUCGGCACGAUCCGCUGCGUCGCCGUGUCCCACUCGUCCCCGCACGCGACCAAGAAAUGGAUCGACAUGAUCGGCGGCGCCUGGGACGUCGAGGUCCUCAUCGACGAGCAGCGCAGCCUCUACGCGUCGUGGGGGCUGGGCCUCGGCAACUUUAUGUACCUCUUCCACCCGGCCGCGCAGGCGCAGGCUUGGAAGGAAAAGGGCUGGCUCGGCGACGAAGUGGCUGCGGCCGUCACACGGAUAGGCGCCGUGUCGGAGGACGACGAGGGGGGCGUCCUGGGCAACAAGUGGCAGGAGGCGGGCGCCUUUGCCGUCGACACCAAGGGCACAGUGGUCUGGGGAGGUAAAGCGACACGGUCGGACGAUAUGAUGAAUCUAGAUGAGGGGGCCAUGAUUCUAAUGCUAUGA